This is a messenger RNA of Erpetoichthys calabaricus (reedfish), 2067 nucleotides long. RefSeq names its product zinc finger protein OZF-like. The transcript is spliced from 2 exons. Gene Ontology annotation, biological process: regulation of cytokine production; regulation of immune system process; negative regulation of transcription by RNA polymerase II. The coding region runs from base 94 to 1326 and encodes 410 amino acids. NCBI's taxonomy places the organism in Eukaryota, Metazoa, Chordata, Cladistia, Polypteriformes, Polypteridae. The record is from RefSeq and is a predicted model, not a curated record.
CAAGAGGUUCUUGGAUUAGACUUUACGCCAAGUAGUCACUUCUGCCUACAACAUCAUUCUGUCAAUGUGAAGUCUAAAUCUGUGGAAUCCGACAUGAAGAAGUCCACAGAAACCUUGUGUUCUAGACAUUCUGAAGAAGAUUGUCAAGAGAACAAUAGCUGCUUAAACUCCUUGGGCAAUGCUUUUCUUCAGGGUAGAUCACAGGAGACAUUUCAUGAUGAAAAUAUGAAGAAGUCAGCCUCUGGAUCAGAGACUUUGGUACCAGACACUUUGGAGGAUAUACCUCUACCUGACAUGAAACUAACAAAGACAAAUGUAGUCGGUAUUAAGCUGCAGGUACCCUAUUUAAAUUCAGCAGACUUGUUUGACUGCCAAGGUGGGAAAAUAAGUGUAAAACACAAAGCUAAAUGCAAUGGUAAGCAAAGUCAUGCAAACCCAAAAGUGUACUCUUGUUCUGAAUGUGGCAAACAGUUCUCCUCCAAUGGGCAUCUUCAGACACACACAAGAGUUCACACUGGAGAGAAGCCCUAUUCCUGUUCUGAAUGUGGAAAACAAUUUUCGCAAUCAAACAACCUUAAGAAACACCAAAGAAUUCACACAGGAGAAAAGCCACAUUGCUGUUUUGAAUGUGAUAAGCAGUUUUCAGAUUUAAGUACUCUUCUAAAUCACACAAGGAUUCACACAAGAGAGAAGCCGUAUUGCUGUUUGGAUUGUGGCAAAGGAUUCUUACGCCGGAGCACUCUGCAGCGACACAUAAGUAUUCACACUGGAGAGAAGCCAUACUGCUGUUAUGAAUGUGGCAAACAAUUUUGUGAUAAAGGCAGUCUUCAGUCACACAGAAAAAUUCACACUGGAAAGAAACCAUAUGUCUGCUCUCAGUGUGGCAAAGGGUUCUUGCACCGAAGCUAUCUUCAGAGGCACACGGGAAUUCAUGCUGGAGAGAAGAAAUUUUGUUGUUCUGAAUGUGGCAAGCAAUUCUUACAAUUAAGCCAUCUUCAGACUCACAUAAGAAUUCACACUGGGGAGAAGCCAUUUUGCUGUUCUGAAUGUAGUAAAAGAUUCUCUAACAAAUACAACCUUGAAUUACACACAAGGAUUCACACUGGAGAAAAGCCUUACUGCUGUUCUUACUGUGGCAAACGUUUCUCUGUAAAACGCAGUCUUCAGAUACACAUAAGAAUUCACACUGGAGAAAAGCCACAUCGCUGUUCUGAAUGUGGCAAAGGAUUCUCCCAAAUAUGCCAUCUUCAGAGACAUACAAAAAUUCAUUCUGGAAUUGAUCACCUAAAGACAAAACAAAGUAAAGUUGCAAGACUAAUGCAGUGAAAAAUAUGCAAACAAUACAACUUGCUGGCACAGCAGAAACACGGGGACUACCACCUAGCCAGAAUAAUGGAAAAGAAGGAGGUACUUGUCAUGUAUGACACACUAGUCCCAACCGAUGGAAGCAGUGAUGCCAGGAAAGUAGUCUAACAAAUCAGAUGAAGCCUGAAUAACAGUACCAUAUGUUUACUCAGUGCUGAGAGUGAAGAGACAAAAACAACAAAGAAUUAGGUGAUGCAAGUGAAAAUAUGUCAAAUGUGGAAUAAAACCACCAGUUCUGUUUUAAUUCUGUUAGUGGUGAACCUAAAAAAAAAAAAAUAAUAAACUCUUCCAAGCCCAUGUGGCAAUUUCUGUCACCCCAACCCAAAGAAGAAGUAAAGGAAGAAUUAUUGAGACCAUUUAUACGAACUGUGGAAGAAAUAGUCACCUUAGAUAUACAUAUACAGUGCAUCCAGAAAGUAUUCACAGCGCAUCACUUUUCCACAUUUUGUUAUGUUACAGCCUUAUUCCAAAAUGGAUUAAAUUCAUUUUUUUCCUCAGAAUUCUACACACAACACCCCAUAAUGACAACGUGAAAAAAGUUUACUUGAGGUUUUUGCAAAUUUAUUAAAAAUAAAAAAAUUGAGAAAGCACAUGUACAUAAGUAUUCACAGCCUUUGCUCAAUACUUUGUCAAUGCAACUUUGGCAGCGAUUACAGCCUCAAGUCUUUUUGAAUAUGAUGCCACAAGCUUGGCACACCUAUC